AAGUUUACAUGUCUACCGGCCUUCAGUGACGUAACAGGAAAAAUAAAUAAAGAGAAGGGGAAGAAGAAGAGUGAGAUAUAGGCUGCUAAUCUCUGGGAGGGAAAGAAAAUUAUCGAGAUGACAAGCCUCGUUGUGCCAUUAACAGAUUUGGGUCUCUAAUUCCAUAUAAGCUCGAGGCAAGAUUUGCUUGCUCCCUCAUUUUUACCCCCCAAGAUUUUCUUUUCUUUUUAACAAGUUGUACCCCAAGUUCAUAAGAAUUCAAGCAUCCGCUGCAAGAUGUGCAAUUUAUUCAAAUCCAUAGUGGUGGCUGCGGCGUUAUUGCUUCUGGGUCCGUGCACUGUCACCAAAUGCAUGGCGUUUGGUUCUCCUCCUUCUUCUGAGACCACUAUGCACACUAACAAUUGGGCUGUUCUGGUCUGCACCUCUCGAUUCUGGUUUAAUUAUCGACACAUGGCCAAUACUUUAUCCCUGUAUCGGACUGUUAAGCGACUUGGAAUACCUGAUGAGAGAAUAAUACUUAUGCUGGCAGAUGACAUGGCCUGUAAUGCUAGAAACAAGUAUCCUGCCCAAGUUUUUAACAAUGAAAACCACAGACUCAACUUGUAUGGAGAUAAUGUUGAGGUGGAUUAUCGAGGGUAUGAAGUGACAGUUGAAAAUUUUUUACGUGUAUUGACUGGGCGUCAUGAGAAUGCUGUUCCAAGAUCUAAGCGUCUUUUGAGUGAUGAAGGAAGCCACAUUCUUUUGUAUAUGACAGGACAUGGAGGAGAUGAAUUUUUAAAAUUUCAAGAUUCGGAAGAGCUCCAGAGUCAUGAUUUAGCUGAUGCAGUUAAACAAAUGAAAGAAAAGCAUAGAUUCAAGGAGCUGCUGAUAAUGGUAGACACUUGCCAAGCUGCCACUCUCUUCUCUCAGCUUCAAUCACCCGGAGUUUUGGCUAUUGGAAGUAGCAUGAAAGGGGAGAACUCAUACUCACAUCACUUGGACUCUGAUGUUGGUGUUUCUGUUGUAGAUCGUUUUACAUUUUACACCCUUGCGUUCUUUGAGAGGCUAAAUAUGUAUGAUAAUGCCUCAUUGAGCAGUCUUUUCAAUUCCUAUAACCCAACCUUGUUGAUGUCAACCGCAUAUUACAGAACAGAUCUAUACCAGCAACACCUGGAAGAGGUGCCCGUGACGAACUUCUUUGGUUCAGUCAUGGAAACUAUACAUACUGAUUCAACUUAUAAAGCCCCUUCAAUAAAAAGUUUCAGCAGAGCUGAAAUCAAGAUGCCCCUUGAUCAACCAGCCAAUGACAAUGAAAGAAGAAUUUUGGCAGAUUCAAAUGGUCAAGAUCAAAUCAGUAACCCCAAAAAAGAGGAACAACAGGGUGCUUUCAGACAUUUGUGGAACACUAUUAAUGACAAGGUGGAAAAAAUUGAAGAUGUCGAUUCCUUUGUGCUGUACGGCCUGUUAGUAAUGCUUCCAGUGUUGCUACUUCCCACGCUGUUAUCAUGGUGAAAGUUUUGGUGCAUUUCAUGCAAUUCCUUUCCCCACGUCGUGUUCAUUAUUUUGCUCCUCCACCAAUCAAGUGUUUGCGUGCGCGUGUGUGGGGACAGAGAGAGAUUGAGAGAUGUUGAUUUAAAGUCUUCCCUGUAAUUGAUUGCUGGGAUUGCACCAAUUUCAUAUAUAUAUAUAUAUAUAUAUAUAUAUGUUACAGAAGAAAAGUUUAAGCUUUCCAUGGACAGGUGAUAUGGGCCCACUGUCAUGCACUAGGAAUAUGAUUUGAUCUAAGAGCUGAAUUUGCUAAUUGGAUUGAACACUUCUUCGACCAUCGAAUGAAAGAUGGGAGAAAGUGGAUCUCUUUUCAUAUUA
Prunus persica (peach) is the source of this 1845-nucleotide messenger RNA. Its product is annotated as putative GPI-anchor transamidase. The record is from RefSeq and is a predicted model, not a curated record. The transcript is spliced from 10 exons. NCBI's taxonomy places the organism in Eukaryota, Viridiplantae, Streptophyta, Magnoliopsida, Rosales, Rosaceae. Gene Ontology annotation, cellular component: GPI-anchor transamidase complex. Gene Ontology annotation, molecular function: GPI-anchor transamidase activity. The coding region runs from base 277 to 1491 and encodes 404 amino acids. Gene Ontology annotation, biological process: proteolysis; protein localization to cell surface; attachment of GPI anchor to protein.